Oryzias latipes (Japanese medaka) is the source of this 7092-nucleotide messenger RNA. The record is from RefSeq and is a predicted model, not a curated record. Lineage: Eukaryota; Metazoa; Chordata; Actinopteri; Beloniformes; Adrianichthyidae.
AGAGGAGCGAGUGUUCUGCGUGCUCGGUUAAAGCCCGAAUACCUUCACUGUGAAGGCUGGGCACUGGGCAAGAGGACCGCGGCCUCGUCGUGGCUGACAGCAAACACUCCUCACAUAUGGCUCUUUUGUAAGGACGGUUUCCAUCUUCAGUUUGGGAUUUUGCUGGAAAAGGGACGUCCUUCCAAGUCGCCCAGAAGUUUGAGUCUCCCCCCACCCCCCAGCUGGGCACCAACAAACCCACCAUGGAGAUGCAAAGGUGGUCCACGAGGUGGAAAACGAAAAGAUGGUUUAUGGAUUCCACUGUAAGCGCGUUCCUCACUUUAACUCUGCUGCUGCAAGCUGCUGUCAGAGCAGCAGAACCAGUGGAUGUCUUAAAAGUAUUAGCGUUUCAAAAUUACCCCGAAGGAGUGACUAGAACAUCUGGAUUUUGUGAGAACCGAAGAGCAUCGAGGCCUGACUCAGCUUACAGAGUUGCCAAGAACAUCCAGAUCAGUGCCCCCACCACGCAGGUAUUCCCUGGUGGUGUUUUCCCUGAAGAUUUCUCCAUCCUGACCACGUUGCGCCCAAAAUCUGGUCUCCAGUCAUUCUUGCUGUCCAUUUACAAUGAACAAGGAGUCCAGCAGCUUGGAGUGGAAGUGGGGCGCUCACCUGUUUUCCUGUAUGAAGAUCAGAAUGGCAAACCAGCCCCUGAGGACUACCCCCUGUUCCGCGCUCUCAAUCUUGCUGAUGGAAAAUGGCAUCGAGUGGCGAUCAGUGUGGAGAAGAAGACGGUUACCAUCAUUGUGGAUUGUAAAAAGACAAUCACCAAGCCUCUCCCCAGGAGCGACCACGCCUCCGUCAGCACCGAUGGCAUCACAGUGUUCGGCACAAGGAUUCUAGAUGAGGAGGUUUUCCACGGUGACAUCCAGCAGCUUCUGAUUGUUGAUGAUCCAAAAGCAGCAUAUGACUACUGUGAACAUUACAGCCCAGAAUGUGACACUCCGCAGAGGGACUCUCUACAGGCACAGGAGCCGCUGGGAGAGAGAAAGAAACGUAGUGUCACUGCGAAAAAGAAGAAGACUACAAAGUCCUCCAUUAAAACCCAGUUCCUCAAAGCCGCAAGGUUCUGGGUUCCCAAAGUGUCACCAACUAAAAAGAUUGGUUCGCCGAAGAAGUCACGGAUGCCUGGCUACCAAGCCACAGCACCGGCAGAAAACAGAAGCGAUGUUAGGCUAAACAAUUUAGAGGGCGAUUACAAUACAGGCAUUGACUACGGAACUGUAGAUGAAUCUGAAACUCAGUCACCCUUUGGCACGAGUGGCCCCAAUGAGGCUGUGGAAGGGGAUUUUGUUGGUGCAUACGCCACCGAAGCCUCUCCUGCUGCUCCAGAACGCCACACUAGCCCAGAAACACUGGACAACUUGGACACUGGUGCAUAUGACUUGAAAUAUGACGUGGAAGAGUUUGAUCUGGGCGAGGCUGACAGCAAAUUGUAUGAUUAUGGGCUUUAUGAUGAGUACGGAGUUGACCCGUCUAAACCCACGGCGGCCUACGAUAAUGGGGUAGGGCUUGGGGUCGCUGCCGAAACUGACGAUUCCGAGAGCACCAUUGCUGCAGCCUUUGGCCAGAAGGGAGAGAAGGGCGAGCCGGCUGUUAUUGAACCCGGUAUGCUGAUCGAAGGACCACCAGGACCACCAGGCCCAGCUGGUCUUCCAGGACCAUCAGGCCUCCAAGGACCCCAAGGCACCCCUGGAGAUCCUGGGGACAGAGGUCCGCCUGGUCGGGCUGGUCUGCCUGGUGCUGAUGGCUUACCAGGACCUCCGGGUACCAUGUUGAUGCUGCCAUUCCGGUUUGGUGGUGACGGCGAAAAAGGUCCAGUGGUGUCAGCCCAAGAAGCUCAAGCACAGGCCAUCCUGUCCCAGGCCAGACUGGCGAUGAGAGGCCCCCCAGGGCCAAUGGGUUUGACUGGGAGAUCUGGGCCAGUGGGUCCACCAGGUCCUGCUGGACUGAAAGGUGAAGGUGGAGACCCCGGUCCUCAAGGCCCUCGUGGCAUUCAGGGGCCUCCUGGACAAGCUGGCAAAUCUGGCAAAAGGGGUCGUUCUGGUGCUGAUGGCGCUCGGGGAAUGCCCGGAGAGCCAGGCUCAAAGGGCGAUCGCGGCUUUGACGGACUUCCUGGGCUGCCUGGUGAAAAGGGACACAGGGGGGAGCCGGGGCCGAUGGGACCAACGGGUGCGCCCGGAGAGGAUGGGCAGAGAGGCGAGGAUGGAGAGAUCGGGCCCAGAGGAUUAGCUGGAGAGACUGGUCCUCGAGGUUUGCUGGGACCUCGUGGCCCCCCGGGACCCCCUGGAGGUCCUGGCGUCGCUGGAGUUGACGGGCCUCCAGGUCCCAAAGGAAAUAUGGGACCACAGGGGGAGCCUGGCCCACCCGGGCAGCAGGGAAUUCCAGGAACGCAGGGUCUGCCUGGUCCUCAAGGCCCUAUAGGACCACCUGGAGAAAAAGGGCCACAGGGCAGGUCGGGGUUACCCGGAUUACCUGGAGCCGACGGGCCUCCUGGUCAUCCCGGUAAGGAGGGUCCGCCUGGAGAGAAAGGGGCCCAGGGUCCACUGGGUCCACAGGGUCCAAUCGGAUAUCCCGGCCCUCGUGGUGUUAAGGGUGCUGAUGGUGUCCGGGGUCUCAAGGGAUCCAAGGGAGAAAAGGGCGAAGAUGGUUUCCCAGGUUUUAAGGGGGACAUGGGAAUCAAAGGUGACCGGGGUGAGAUUGGUCUCCUUGGGCCCCGUGGAGAAGACGGUCCCGAGGGUCCUAAGGGUAGAGCUGGCCCCACAGGAGAAUCUGGACCCCUGGGUCCAGCUGGAGAAAAGGGCAAACUUGGUGUUCCAGGAUUGCCAGGUUAUCCAGGACGGCAGGGACCAAAAGGCUCAACGGGAUUCCCUGGAUUCCCAGGAGCCAAUGGAGAGAAGGGUGCAAGGGGCAUUGCUGGCAAACAGGGUCCAAGAGGACAAAGAGGUCCAACAGGCCCUCGUGGGGCUCGCGGAGCUAGAGGCCCAACAGGGAAGCCAGGUCCCAAGGGCACAGCAGGGAACGACGGUCCUCCAGGCCCGCCUGGAGAGAGAGGACCUCAAGGACCACAGGGACCUGUGGGCUUCCCCGGACCAAAGGGCCCCCCUGGACCGCCUGGUAAGGAUGGGCUGCCUGGACACCCUGGCCAGCGUGGAGAAACGGGAUUCCAAGGAAAAACUGGUCCACCGGGUCCAGGAGGUGUUGUUGGGCCACAGGGGCCCACAGGUGAAACCGGUCCUGUAGGAGAACGAGGACAUCCUGGACCCCCUGGCCCACCCGGAGAGCAGGGUCUUCCAGGUGCUGCUGGCAAAGAAGGAGCCAAGGGAGAUCCUGGACCACAAGGAUCCCCUGGUAAAGAUGGUCCCCCUGGGCUCCGAGGCUUUCCAGGAGAGAGAGGUCUACCUGGCGCCACGGGCCCUGCAGGUCUGAAGGGAGCGGAGGGACCCCAGGGUCCGCCUGGUCCGGUGGGGUCCCCUGGUGAGAGGGGUUCCGCUGGGCCAGCCGGUGCAGUUGGACUCUCUGGUAGACCUGGUCCACAAGGUCCCCCUGGUCCUGCUGGAGAGAAAGGUGCACCUGGGGAAAAAGGUCCUCAAGGUCCGGCUGGUCGUGAUGGAGUUCAGGGUCCUGUUGGUCUGCCCGGACCUGCUGGACCCCAGGGGCCACCUGGUGAGGACGGUGACAAGGGAGAGGUUGGGGAGCCGGGUCAGAAAGGAAGCAAGGGUGACAAGGGAGAGCAGGGUCCUCCUGGGCCUGCUGGUGUCCAAGGACCUGUAGGUGCCCCAGGUCCUGCUGGAGCAGAUGGAGAGCCAGGUCCCAGAGGUCAGCAGGGUAUGUUUGGGCAGAAGGGAGAUGAAGGUGCCAGAGGAUUCCCUGGACCACCUGGACCCAUUGGUCUGCAGGGUCUUCCGGGACCUCCAGGUGAAAAGGGGGAGAACGGCGAUGUCGGGCCCAUGGGCCCGCCUGGUCCUCCUGGUCCCAGAGGUCCUCAGGGUCCAAGUGGAGCUGAUGGCCCUCAAGGUCCCCCCGGUGGUGUGGGCCCGAUGGGAUCCGUGGGCGAGAAGGGUGAGCAAGGUGAGGCCGGAAAUCCCGGACCACCCGGAGAGGCUGGAACUGGGGGGCCUAAAGGUGAGAGGGGAGAAAAAGGAGAAGCCGGUCCACCUGGAGCUGCAGGACCCGCCGGUCCCAAAGGACCCCCUGGAGAUGACGGUCCAAAGGGCAACCCUGGACCUGUUGGAUUUCCUGGAGACCCAGGUCCACCCGGAGAGCCAGGUGUCGCUGGAACCGAUGGAGAACCAGGAGAGAAGGGAGAAGAUGGUGAAUCUGGUCAACCGGGACCUCCAGGCCCAUCAGGAGAAGCCGGUCCACCUGGUCCACCUGGCAAAAGAGGACCCCCAGGGGCCGCCGGUGCAGAGGGCAGGCAAGGGGAGAAGGGCGCAAAGGGUGAAGCAGGUGCAGAGGGCCCAGCCGGAAAAACAGGACCAGUUGGACCCCAGGGACCUGCAGGAAAGCCUGGUCCAGAGGGUCUACGUGGAAUCCCUGGCCCUGUUGGUGAACAAGGACUGCCCGGCGCCCCAGGACAAGAUGGUCCACCAGGUCCAAUGGGCCCUCCUGGUCUUCCUGGUCUUAAAGGUGACCCUGGGUCGAAAGGUGAAAAGGGUCAUCCUGGUUUAAUCGGUUUGAUCGGACCUCCUGGAGAGCAGGGAGAGAAGGGAGACCGAGGUCUGCCCGGACCCCAGGGGGCUCCUGGUGGAAAGGGCGACUCUGGUAUGAGUGGAACUGCUGGUCCCCUCGGCCCUCCAGGCCCUCCUGGUCUACCUGGUCCUCAAGGUCCAAAGGGAGCUAAGGGUUCAAGUGGCCCUGCUGGUCCGAAGGGAGACACUGGUUUAAUAGGUCCUCCAGGGCCCCCUGGACCACCAGGGGAGGUUAUUGAGCCCCUCCCCAUUCGGUCACCGAAAAAGAGCAAACGCUCGGCUGACAUGCCGUCGGACACGGCUGGCACUAUCAUGGAUUAUGGCGAAGGCAUGGAAGACAUCUUUGGCUCGCUCAACAGCCUCAAACAGGACAUUGAACGCAUGAAAUACCCCAUGGGCACGCAAAAUAACCCGGCCAGGACGUGCAAAGACCUCCAGCUCUGCCACCCAGAGUUCCCUGAUGGCGAGUACUGGAUUGAUCCCAACCAGGGCUGCUCUGGAGAUUCCUUCAAAGUUUACUGUAACUUCACAGCCGGAGGUGAAACCUGCAUCUAUCCAGAUAACAAGUCCAGUGGAGUCAGAAUAUCCUCGUGGCCCAAAGAAGUCCCAGGUUCAUGGUUCAGUGAAUUUAAGCAUGGAAAAACACUUAACUAUGUCGACGCGGACGGAAACUCAAUAAACAUGGUUCAAAUGACCUUCCUCAAACUACUGACGGCAUCAGCCAGGCAAAACUUUACCUACCACUGUCACCAGUCUGUGGCGUGGCAUGACGCUUCCAGUGACAGCCAUGAGAGGGCGCUACGGUUUUUGGGCGCCAACGAUGAGGAGAUGUCUUUUGACAACAACCCGUAUAUUACAGCCAUCGCAGAUGGAUGCGAGACAAGGAACGGGUACGGAAAGACUGUGUUGGAGCUGAACACUCCCAAAAUUGAUCAGGUUCCAAUUGUCGACGUCAUGUUCAAUGACUUUGGAGACCCUAACCAGAAGUUUGGAUUUGACGUCGGACCCGUCUGCUUCCUCGGAUAAAUGAAAAUGAUAGUUUAAAACGAAGGACUCUAUGGGGACAGCAAAGAAAGUCAAGUUGAGACAUUCUGGUUUCCACCAAAACCCAGUUGUAGCCCCUUCCCCCACACCCUUAUCCAUGCCACAUGCAAGUUUUGAAAAAGAGAUGGUGUAGCAAACGAGUCUUUCAGUGUACGUACGUGAAACCCCGGAAGGUCCAUGUAGGGCUCAAAACCACAUGACUUAACCCCGUUUUACGGAGUAAAGGACAAUGAAACACGUGGCGGAGGAGGGUGGAUCGGACAAAACCAUCGAAAAGCAGGGGUAGGGGGAAACAGCUGUCCUCUCGGGAUUCUCCAGGUGCUGUAUGAACAAGACUACAACGGUCAAAACGUGCAAAAAUAAGGUGUAUAAAAAAGGUGCUAAGAACGAAGGUAUACUUUGAUAAUUAAUAAAAACAAAUAAAACUGUAAUUCUUAUUGUGUACAAUACUGUUUUUUCUAAAUCCAAUUUCAAAACUUGCAUGUGUAUCCGUUUCUCUUUAGUUUUCAGUGUUGGUUCAAAGACAUGCAAUGUAAGUUAAAAACAUCAUUAAAUACAAUAAAUGUAAUAUCUCGAUAUUGUUCUAUUUUUUAUUUUUUUUUGUCCUUAGAAAGCAAAAAAUUGCUAAAUAAGACCGCAAACCUUGUGUAUAUAUUUCUAGUCCACAGCUUGAGGUUGUUUGCUGUUUUUCCUUUGUGGCUAUAAAAGGUUAAAACACCUGGAAAUGUCAUACUGGCAAAAAUACGGCAACAUCCCCCACUAAUCUUUGUGUUUUCGCCCCAAAGCGAUAUCAAUUUCCUUUAUUUAAUUUUAUUUUCUUUUUUUCUGCCCUAUUUUUAUUUUGGACAGGCUUUUAUUUUGGUUGUAUACCUCAAAACGUUCUUGAUAACCUAUAACAAUUCAAGGAUGUUAUCCCCUGUAUAUACCUUGGUUAAACAAUUAAGUUUAUAUAUUUUGGGUGGGGACAUUUUUUUAAGGGACAAAUAACUGCUUGACAUCCACUGUUGGGAUCCUUCUGUGAAUGCGAUGAUGAGACACCCUUGCGCUGACCCAUUUUUGUAACUAAAAAUAAGAAAAUGUUUUAAUGUGCUUUUUAUAGUUCAUUUAAAUAUUAAAAAAGGAAAGGAUAAAAAAAGAAAUGGAUUCUAAACAACGGUGAAGUGAAUGUCUCCAUGAUGUGUGUAAGAUGAUUUUAGAUCUACCUACUGUACAUGUCAGAUGCUUUAAAUCAAAGAUAUGUUUCAUCGUCUUUAAGAUACUGGGCUGGUGCAAUUCCAUCUCUCAAGAAACCAAUAAAGUACAAUCUCUCACAGUAAAAAAA